Messenger RNA from Galdieria sulphuraria, 928 nucleotides. RefSeq lists its product as uncharacterized. NCBI's taxonomy places the organism in Eukaryota, Rhodophyta, Bangiophyceae, Galdieriales, Galdieriaceae. Bases 19 to 288 code for a protein of 89 amino acids. The transcript is spliced from 2 exons. The record is from RefSeq and is a predicted model, not a curated record.
ACGAAUAACUUUUGUAUUAUGACUCACUUAUUCAACGAACUGAUGGAUGAGAGAGUGGAAAAGAGUAGGAGACAACUGCAGCGGAACAAAUCUUUCCUUGAAUUUGCAGAGCUUUUAAAAGUUUUGUUUUCUUCUUUGCUUUCUUAUCUAUGUUCACAAUUUGUGGUUUUUACAAAGUUCAAAGAGAAGGCAGUGAAAACCUUUAAACCUAAACAGUCAUGUUUACCUUCGAAAACACCUCAACUAUAUAGUCGACUACUUGGAAGAGACAAUUCAACUAUGAUUUAAAUGCUAUGAUGAAAAACGAGAAGAGAUUCGAUAGGAUAGACUCAAUUGAACUGAAUUGAACUUUUUUGAAAAUAAGUUUUCUCUUAGCAGAAUCCACAAUAUCAAAUGUCAGUAUUGUCUGCAAGUAUUUUCAGAGGAGAAAGAAAGAGGAGUUGUUGACUCUUAUAGAAAUUGGACAUUGAUGAUAUGCACUUGUGUGCAGGAGAAUGAUUUGAUUAAUACACUAGUGCAAUCUUUCAAAUAUUUCGAAGAUACCUUUUAACACAAUUCAAAACUAAAAGCUUUUCAUUUGAAGGCUAUUUUUGGUGUCAAUUUUGCAAUAUUGCAGAGUUGGCAAUGAUUCAAAAUGAAUAGACUAUACAUACAUACAUGUUGAAUACAACUAGAAUGAAAAAUAUCCUUUCUUUUCCAAGUACUUAGUAAAGUGGUUACCGAAGAAUAUCUCAAAACAUUCUUCAAUUGUCUGCUAUGUUGUCUUUCUAGUCUGUUGAAAAAAGACUAGUAACUCCUUUUACUAUAAUUUUCAAAGACUGAGACAGAAAAAGUUUGUUUGUAGAUUUCACUUGGACUGUCCUUCCUAUCUUUUGUUAACUGAAUAGAAGAGAGUUUUCCUCGGUUUUAGACCAAACGAAAAAAGUGG